AUGAUGAUGAUGAUGAUGAUGAUGAUGAUGUUGAUGAUGGUGAUGAUGAUGAUGAUGAUGAUGAUGAUGAUGAUGAUGAUGAUGAUGAUGAUGAUGAUGAAAAUGAUGAUGAUGAUGAUGAUGAUGAUGAUGAUGAUGAUGAUGAUGAUGAUGGCUGAUGAUGAUGAUGAUGAUGAUGAUGAUGAUGAUGAUGAUGAUGAUGAUGGAUUCAAGCAUGAAUCCGAGACGAGGUUCCUGCGCGUCCACUGUCUCCCGUGA
Molecule: messenger RNA, 258 nt
Organism: Dibothriocephalus latus
Lineage: Eukaryota; Metazoa; Platyhelminthes; Cestoda; Diphyllobothriidea; Diphyllobothriidae
Source: the annotation of a GenBank genome assembly